UAAUUAAAUACAAUUCAAAAUAUAUCUUUUGAUGUAAUAUUGUUUUAUAGACGACAUCGACUCGAUUUCCAUGUGUUGUAAAGAUAGGUCCGUCUCAUUCAGGACAGGGAAAGAUGAGAGUAGAGAAUCAGCAGGACUUUUACGACUUGGCCAGUGUUGUCGCCGUCACCAAAACCUACUGCACUAUUGAGCCAUUCAUUGACGCCAAAUGUGAUGUUCAUAUCCAAAAAAUCGGCAAUAAUUUAAAAGCCUAUGCUCGUAAAUCCAUUUCUGGUAAUUGGAAAGCAAACGUUGGAUCCGCUGUUUUGGAACAAAUCAAUGUUAACGAGAGAUACAAGAAAUGGAUAGAAGACGUGUCCGAAGCGUUUGGAGGACUGGAUAUCUGUGCCGUUGAGCUCAUUGUUGGAAAGGAUGGAAAAGAGCAUAUUAUUGAAGUGACGGGAUCUGCGAUGACUCUUCUCGGAGAGUCUCAAGAGGAGGACAGACGAGCCAUCGCUGACUUAGUCGUACAGAGAAUGCAAUACAUCUGUAGACCGGCCUUUGGCAAACGUCCGAGUAUUCCAACAGGUUAUGGAAGCACUGAAGAACAACCAUCUGAUGGACCACAAUCUCAGGCACAAAUGGCCGGUAGGGUUGGGCCGACUGGUCAGCAGCCAACUAAUCCGACGCCUCAAAGGCCUCCACAGAGACAGCCAUCACAACCAGUGGCCCUACAGGCGGGCCCUCAGACACAACGAAGAGGAUCUAAAGACCAAAACGAAAUCAACUCCACUUCUGGGGUCACGAAUCCAUUCUCUCAUCAGAACGCAGGCAAUGUUGGCGUUAAUCAAACACCAGUUGUUGAUAAUCAACAAAAUGUAAACCAAAAUCAAAGCCAAAACAGGCCGACACUCUUCAGAAGGACUUCUCAAACCGGUAAUGAAGAGCCGAAAGGAGAUGAAGGCGAAGACACGAUGAGAAAUCUGCGUAAAACUUUUGCCGGAAUUUUCGGCGAUAUGUGAGCCAUAGAUGAUGACUAUAGGCGAACAUCAUCUCAUAUACAGAAUAUAAUUAUAAAACUAUACAUUA
This is a messenger RNA of Medioppia subpectinata, 1068 nucleotides long. Lineage: Eukaryota; Metazoa; Arthropoda; Arachnida; Sarcoptiformes; Oppiidae. The record is from the annotation of a GenBank genome assembly.